Messenger RNA from Miscanthus lutarioriparius, 3087 nucleotides. Lineage: Eukaryota; Viridiplantae; Streptophyta; Magnoliopsida; Poales; Poaceae. The record is from the annotation of a GenBank genome assembly.
AUGCGCCUCCUCCCGCUGCUCCUGCUCCUGGCCGUCGCCGCGGGCGCGGCCGGCGCGGCGGGCAGCGGCACGGACACGGACGCGGACGCGCUGCUCGCCGCGAAGGCGGCGCUCUCCGACCCCACCGGCGCGCUCGCGUCCUGGGACGCCGCCUCCUCCGACCACUGCACGUGGGCGGGGGUCACCUGCGCGCCCCGGGGCUCCGGCGGCGUGGUCGUUGGGCUCGACGUCUCCGGGCUCAACCUGUCCGGCGCGCUCCCGCCGGCGCUGUCGCGGCUCCGCGGCCUGCAGCGCCUCUCCGUCGCCGCCAACGGCUUCUACGGGCCCAUCCCGCGGUCGCUCGCGCGCCUACAGCUCCUCGUCCACCUCAACCUCUCCAACAACGCCUUCAACAGCUCCUUCCCGCCUGCGCUCGCGCGGCUCCGCGCGCUCCGGGUGCUCGACCUCUACAACAACAACCUCACCAGCGCCACGCUGCCGCUCGAGGUCACGCACAUGACCAUGCUCCGCCACCUGCACCUCGGCGGCAACUUCUUCUCCGGGGAGAUACCGCCGGAGUACGGCCGGUGGCCCAGGCUGCAGUACCUUGCGGUCUCCGGGAACGAGCUCUCCGGCAAGAUACCGCCCGAGCUGGGGAACCUCACCAGCCUCAGGGAGCUCUACAUUGGCUACUACAACAGUUACACCGGUGGUCUUCCGCCGGAGCUGGGGAACCUGACCGAGCUCGUCCGCAUCGACGCCGCCAACUGUGGGCUCUCCGGCGAAAUCCCGCCGGAGCUUGGGAGGCUGCAGAAUCUGGAUACGCUCUUCUUGCAGGUGAACGGCCUCACCGGCAGCAUACCCUCGGAGCUGGGCUACCUCAAGAGCCUCAGUUCUUUGGACCUGUCGAACAAUGCGCUCACCGGUGAGAUACCGGCGAGUUUCUCCGAGCUCAAGAACCUGACGCUGCUCAACCUGUUCCGGAACAAGCUGCGCGGCGACAUCCCCGACUUCGUCGGCGACCUGCCCAGCCUCGAGGUGCUGCAGCUGUGGGAGAACAACUUCACCGGCGGUGUGCCACGCAGCCUCGGCCGCAACGGCCGCCUCCAGCUGCUCGACCUCUCGUCGAACAAGCUCACCGGCACGCUGCCGCCGGAGCUCUGCGCCGGGGGCAACCUGCAGACGCUCAUCGCGCUCGGCAACUUCUUGUUCGGUGCCGUCCCAGACUCACUCGGCCAGUGCAAGUCCUUGAGCCGUGUCCGUCUCGGGGAGAACUACUUGAAUGGCUCAAUUCCGAAGGGGCUAUUCGAAUUGCCGAAGCUGACUCAAGUUGAGUUGCAAGAUAACCUCCUCACUGGUAAUUUCCCGGCUGUGAUCGGUGCUGCGGCUCCUAACCUUGGCGAGAUCAGCCUGUCCAACAACCAGCUUACGGGAGCAUUGCCUGCAUCUCUUGGGAACUUCUCUGGUGUUCAGAAGCUGCUGCUUGAUCAGAACGCGUUCUCUGGUGCCAUACCUCCGGAGAUUGGGCGGCUGCAGCAGCUCUCCAAGGCUGACCUUAGCAGCAACAAGUUUGAGGGAGGUGUGCCACCGGAGAUUGGGAAAUGCCGGCUUCUCACUUACUUGGACAUGAGCCAAAACAACCUCUCUGGGAAGAUACCUCCGGCCAUCUCUGGAAUGCGAAUACUGAACUACCUCAACCUGUCCAGGAACCACCUUGAUGGAGAGAUACCUCCAUCCAUUGCAACGAUGCAGAGCUUGACGGCGGUCGACUUCUCUUAUAACAACUUGUCUGGGCUUGUGCCAGGGACUGGCCAGUUCAGCUACUUCAAUGCCACAUCUUUCGUUGGCAACCCAGGCCUGUGUGGACCAUACCUCGGUCCAUGCAGCGCAGGCAUCGCUGGCACCGACCACACUGCCCAUGGCCAUGGUGGGCUGAGCAAUACGGUCAAGCUGCUCAUUGUCCUUGGCUUGUUGAUUUGCUCCAUUGCAUUUGCUGCUGCGGCAAUUCUGAAGGCUCGGUCAUUGAAGAAAGCUAGUGAAGCGCGAGUAUGGAAACUCACUGCAUUCCAGCGCCUGGACUUCACCAGUGAUGAUGUGCUGGAUUGCUUGAAAGAGGAGAACAUUAUUGGCAAAGGUGGUGCUGGGAUUGUGUAUAAGGGGGCAAUGCCGAAUGGUGAACUUGUAGCUGUGAAGAGACUCCCAGCAAUGGGCCGUGGCUCAUCACAUGAUCAUGGAUUCUCCGCAGAGAUACAAACACUUGGUAGAAUUCGACACCGUCAUAUUGUGCGCCUUCUAGGCUUCUGCUCAAACAAUGAGACUAAUCUGCUGGUUUAUGAGUAUAUGCCCAAUGGCAGCCUUGGGGAGAUGCUCCAUGGCAAGAAAGGGGGGCACCUGCACUGGGAUACCCGAUACAGCAUUGCUAUUGAGGCAGCCAAGGGGCUUUGCUACUUGCACCAUGAUUGUUCACCUUUGAUACUUCACCGGGAUGUCAAGUCAAAUAACAUACUUCUUGACUCCAACUUUGAAGCUCAUGUGGCCGACUUUGGGCUAGCAAAAUUCUUGCAGGAUUCUGGGGCAUCUGAAUGCAUGUCCGCCAUCGCAGGCUCAUAUGGCUACAUAGCGCCAGAAUAUGCAUACACACUGAAGGUCGAUGAGAAGAGUGAUGUCUAUAGCUUUGGUGUUGUGCUUCUUGAGCUUGUCACUGGAAGGAAGCCUGUAGGUGAGUUUGGCGAUGGUGUUGACAUUGUCCAAUGGGCAAAGAUGAUGACAGACUCAAGCAAAGAACAAGUGAUGAAGAUCCUGGACCCAAGGCUCUCAACUGUGCCGCUGCACGAGGUGAUGCAUGUCUUCUAUGUUGCAUUGCUCUGCACUGAGGAGCAAAGUGUGCAGCGCCCGACGAUGAGGGAGGUUGUGCAGAUCCUAAGUGAGCUUCCAAAGCCAUCUACCAAGCAAGGAGAGGAGGUUCCAAAUUCCGGUGACGGUUCUGCAUCCAGUCCUCUACAUCCAGCACCAGUUGGGACCAAUGAAGCACCAACCGUCGAAGCGAGAGGUCAGCAGCAGCAAACAAGCUCUCCGUCAUCGCCACCUCCAGAUCUCAUCAGCAUCUGA